Messenger RNA from Perkinsus marinus ATCC 50983, 297 nucleotides. RefSeq lists its product as hypothetical. The transcript has 3 exons. Lineage: Eukaryota; Perkinsozoa; Perkinsida; Perkinsidae. The record is from RefSeq and is a predicted model, not a curated record. Bases 1 to 297 code for a protein of 98 amino acids.
AUGGGACCAAACGAACGGAAUGUCCAAUCGAUGUCGGAGAUUACUCACCUCAACGUUUUUGAUUUCUGGUGCAUCUCCUAUACCGAGGAGAUCGCUACUUACCAGCUGCUGUCGGAGGCAUGCCGUAGUGCUCUAACGCGAGUGAUGGUCCUUGAGACUUCGCUGGACUCUAUCGUGCAAGACUCGGCCAGUUUGAUACGCUGUAUCAGUGAAAGCGAGAAGAGAAUGGAGAUUGAGGAGGAUCNNNNUUUGAAUUUCAGCUCAGAGUGGCUAAAGAUUGGCAAGGGAAGAAGAUAG